Molecule: messenger RNA, 264 nt
Organism: Rangifer tarandus platyrhynchus (Svalbard reindeer)
Lineage: Eukaryota; Metazoa; Chordata; Mammalia; Artiodactyla; Cervidae
Source: the annotation of a GenBank genome assembly
AUGAUGCAAGCUGGUCACGUGGCUUGCGGGCGCGGAGGGACUGCAGCUUGCGUCUUCCCGCCUCCGCCAGCGCAGGUUAGAGUGGUCGUGGCUCAGCAGGACGGUCUGGCGGGUGGGAGCCGCCGCCGCUGCUGCAUCAUUGGAGACUCUGCGGCCUUCCGUGUGCUCCUGGGGGUGGUGGAUGUACGACAGCGUCGUGAGCGCGGGAACAGGAGUGAGCGGUGUGGCGAGCCCGCCCGUGGCUUCCUGGGAAAUGGAGUUUAG